Molecule: messenger RNA, 1075 nt
Organism: Neopsephotus bourkii (Bourke's parrot)
Lineage: Eukaryota; Metazoa; Chordata; Aves; Psittaciformes; Psittacidae
Gene: TCIM
Product: transcriptional and immune response regulator
Exons: 1
Coding region: 70-390 (106 amino acids)
Biological process (GO): negative regulation of Notch signaling pathway; endothelial cell activation involved in immune response
Cellular component (GO): nucleus; cytosol
Molecular function (GO): Notch binding
Source: RefSeq, a predicted model, not a curated record
UGGGAGCCAGCACGGCUCGGAUCGACCGAGCGACCCAACCGGGAGCAAACCCGGCUGCACCCCACGUAGAUGAAAGCGAAGAGAAGCUCCAGAGCCGCAGCCAUGUCCACAUCCCUGCGCGUGAGCCCCUCGGUGCACGGGUACCGCUUCGACACAGCCCUGCGCAAGAAAGCCGUGGCCAACAUCUUCGAGAGCGUCAACCAAGAGUCCCUGCAGAAACUCUUCAGGAAUUCCGGGGACAAGAAGGCGGAGGAAAGAGCCAAAAUCAUCCUCGCCACCGACCAGGACGUGGAGGAGAAAACGAGAGCGCUAAUGGCGUUAAAGCAGAGGAGGAAAGACAAGCUGCUCCAGUUCCUGACGCUUCGGAAGUACUCCAUUAAAGUCCACUGAGCAGAAAUGGAGGAGAACGCUUCAGGACAGGACUGUUUGUGAGCUCCCAUCCCACACGCGAGCUGCUGCGGGACAGGGGAUGUGACAGCAGGGCUGCGGCCACCGCGCAUGCAGCAGCAGCAGCAGCGGUGCCGAUGGUGCUGCAGGCUCCAUAGGGAUGGCAGCUCCCGGCGGGAGGCGGCCGUGGGGCACUGCAUGGUCCUGCACGAUGGUCCUGACCCAUCCUGCAUGCUGGGUGCGACUCGAGACCUUCCCAUGGACUCGGUGUGCACCAGCCUUUGCCUUUCCAGACUGGUUUCCAUAAAGGCUGAGCCCUGGCAGGGCUGGGAUGGAGGCUCUGGAGACCCAUCAUGGAUCACCCAGUGCACUGGAUGGGUGCAGCAGGGAACGCUCUGAACACACUGCGCAUCUGAUCCUUCUCUUUCUCCAGCAGUAGAAAUGUUUGCACAGAAGCAAUAAUAAUGACAUGGUUUCCCUGAAUUUACUGUGAAGUUCCUUAAUAUUUUGUUCACUUCCCAUUAACACCGAGAAUCUAAAUAGCAUACCUACAGUUCUUAUGUGUGUAGAUUACAGUAUCUGUUAGGCGAGUGCUUCGUGGUAAUGUUUUGUGACAACGUUAUUAUAUUGACUAUAAUUUAUUGCUUACAGCAAUGUGAAAUGUAAUAAAUUAAGAAGUAAAUCUCAA